UCUUCUCACACCACGUCUCCCAUCUCCAUCUUGCGAACAACCGUCAUGAUGGCGCCUCCCCCACCCGACGAUGUCUACUACAAUCUAGGCACCUACUCCCGCACAGUCACCACCACCUCCCCCGCGGCCCAAACCUGGUUCACCCGCGGCUGGCAAUGGGCCUACAGCUUCAACCACGAAGAAGCCCUGCGCUGCUUCGAGACCGCCACCAAACAUGACCCCAAAUGCGCCAUGGCCCACUGGGGCAUCGCCUACAGUCUGGGCCCCAACUACAACAAAGCGUGGGCCUUCUUCGACCGCGCCGAUCUGGCAGUGAGCAUAGCCAAAGCCCUGGGCGCCCUCACCCACGCCCUGGAACUCGCCAACGACCCCUCCACCAAGACCACCGCGGCCGAAAAAGCCCUCAUCACCGCUCUCUUCCCCCGCUUCCCGCGCUGGUCCGCAUCCACCGGCCCCUCCGACACGGACAGCAACUUCCCCAUCGACUUCGCCCGCCUGAACCAAGCCUACGCGGACGCCAUGCGCACCGCCUACAAAGAACACCCAGACGACAUCGACAUCACGGCCCUGCUGAUCGAAGCGCUGAUGUGCAUCUCGCCGCGCGGGCUGUGGAACCUGACGACGGGGGAGCCCAGCGGGCGCCACACGGUGGAGGCGCGCCAGCUGAUCGAGUCCGCGUUCGCCACCGGCCCCAAAGCCCAACACAACCCGACCCUGUGCCACCUGUACAUCCACCUGAUGGAGAUGUCGCCGUACCCGGAGAUCGCGCUGCCGGCCGCGGACCGGCUGCGGCGCGCGGCGCCCGACGCCGCCCAUCUCCUGCACAUGCCGACACACAUCGACAUGGCGGUCGGCGACUACCGGCGCUCGGUGGAGUCGAACUCGGACGCGAUCCGCGCGGACGAGACGUAUGUGGCCGGGUGCGUGGCGGAGGGGCGCACGGGCGCGGGCGUCGGCGGCGCGCUGUACGUCGCGUACCGCGUGCAUAACAUCUGCGCGAAGCUGUACUCUGCGCUCAUCGCGGGGCAGUUCGCUGUGAGUAUGGAGGCCGUACAGCAGUUGGAGGGGCUGGUGACCGAGGAGACACUGCAAAUCAAAAGUCCCCCCGUCGCGGACUGGGUGGAGUCGUUCCUGGGGAACCGCGCGCAUGUGCUGGUGCGGUUCGGCCGGUGGGAGGAUAUUCUUGGCCUGCAGGAGCCGCGCGAUCGCGAGCUGUACUGCUCGACGUAUGCGACGGUGCUGUAUGCCAAGGGAAUCGCGUUGAGUGCGUUGGGGAGGGUGGAGGAGGCGGAGGCGAUGCAGCGGCGGUUCGAUGAGGCCAGGGAGAAGGUCCCGACUACCCGCAUCGCGAGUCUGCCGAGCAAGCAGGUCGAUGUGUUGGCUGUGGGCGCGCAGAUGUUGCAGGGCGAGCUGGAGUAUCGCCGGGGUGAGGUGGAUCAGGCGUUUGAGACGUUGGCGAGCGCGGCCGAGCUGGAGGAUGGUCUGCCCUACGGGGAUCCGCCGCCGUGGAUGCAGCCGGUCAGACAUGCGCUGGGGGGGUUGUUGCUCGAGCAGGGGCGGGUGGCUGAAGCGGAGAGGGUGUUUCGGGAGGACCUGGGUAUGGCGGAGGGGUUUCCGCGGCGGAAGGGCCGGCUCAAUAAUGUCUGGGGAUUGCAUGGGUUGCAUGAGUGUCUGGUGAGGCAGAAGAAGCUGGCUGAGGCGCGGCUGAUCGAGCCGGCCCGGGAUCUGGCGAUGGCGGCGGCCGAUGUGCCCAUUGUGACCUCGUGCUAUUGUCGGCUAAGCGCGGUGGAAGCAGGGAAGUGCUGUGAGUGUGAGUGCUGAGGACUAAAAGAGAUUGGCAUCCAAGCGAUGGAUGGAAGUCGAUUCUGGCCGCUAGACAAUCAGUACGUACAGUAAAUGAAAAGCUCUCACGUAUGACAUUGGGACAUCCCAUACGGACCGAUUCCAUGUGGAACGUCGCCACUCGCCUGGGGCGGGACUUGAAACCCAUUGUCUGCAUGAGAGAAGAUGUUCG
Messenger RNA from Aspergillus aculeatinus CBS 121060, 2014 nucleotides. Its product is annotated as TPR-like protein. Gene Ontology annotation, molecular function: identical protein binding. The transcript is spliced from 2 exons. NCBI's taxonomy places the organism in Eukaryota, Fungi, Ascomycota, Eurotiomycetes, Eurotiales, Aspergillaceae. Bases 49 to 1821 code for a protein of 590 amino acids. The record is from RefSeq and is a predicted model, not a curated record. Gene Ontology annotation, cellular component: intracellular anatomical structure.